AUGAACACAGACCUUACGCCGCUGCAGAUACUUGGCUUUCAAGAUGGGCAUACACAUUACCAGAAGUUCAACUCUCUAUCUCCGUUGAAAUGGAUUGUACUCUUGAAGCUUUCUACAGAUCGUUUCAUGGCAGUUACAAAAGUACCAGAUGGUGCUUUUUACCCAUCUCUAGGUCGAAAGUGGCCUACAAUUGCGCUAGAAGUAGGGUAUGCCGAGUCAUACGAAGAUCUCGUUAGAGACGCAACCCUACUUAUGGAAGGUUCAAAGGGAAAGAUUGGUCUGGUGAUCAUAGUAAAGUUACAACCUUUAGAAGCCGAUGAAACAGAAAUUCAAAAAGGGUUUGUGGAGGUCUGGGCAUACAAUUAUGAGAGAAAGAACUGCUUUAAACUCGGGCAACAAGUGAGUGAACUAUUUAUAUUUCAGGAGCGGUUCGAAUACUAA
Messenger RNA from Talaromyces marneffei, 441 nucleotides. RefSeq lists its product as uncharacterized. The record is from RefSeq and is a predicted model, not a curated record. NCBI's taxonomy places the organism in Eukaryota, Fungi, Ascomycota, Eurotiomycetes, Eurotiales, Trichocomaceae. The coding region runs from base 1 to 441 and encodes 146 amino acids. The transcript is spliced from 3 exons.